AUAAGACGUCUUCUUUGCUCUAUCUCCUACAAACCCCAUUCUUAAACCCUCCCUUUUUCCGAAAUCCCUAGCCUGCUCGUUCGUUCUAAUGGCAUCCAACCAAGUCGAAGAGAAAGUCACAACCAACCAGCAGAAGAAGAUAACCCUGAAGGCGGAAGAUGGGCAUCUCUUUGAAAUCGAAAAGGUGGCAGCCAUGGAGUGUCUAGGCACAGUUAACAAUUUUUUCGAAGAUGAUGCUAAUGAUGCCGAUAACGUCAUCGUGCCAAUUCACAACGUCUCCUCCGCCGUGCUUGCCCAGAUCAUAAUCUACUGCAAUAAACACGCGGGGUUUCGCGAGGAGGAAGCGGAGGAGCCCCAGAAGGCGGAGAUGAGAGCGUUUGACGACGGUUUCAUAAAAAAUCAGAGUGUCGAUAUGCUGAAGGAGAUUCUUCUUGCUGCAAAUUAUUUGAACGCGAAGAGUUUGCUAACCUUGACGCUGGAUAAAUUUGCAGAGAGGAUAAAGAACAAGAGUGUGGAGUACGUUAGAGAGGUUUUUGGAAUCGAAAAUGAUUUUACAGAAGAAGAAGAGGAGAAAAUUCGAAAGGAAAACGCUUGGGCAUUCGAAGGUGUUGACAAAGAUUGAUAAAAGCUUUGUUAAUGCCUUGAAAUUUUGAAUUGAAUACAUGUUUUCAAUUUUUGUUUUAAGUGCUUUUUUUAUCUUUGUUCUUAGACUUUGAGUUAGUUUUUUUUGAAUUCAAACCGAUCUCAUAUUAGGUGUUACUUGAACUUGAGUAGAAAAUGAAUGAUGAGUUAGAUUUAGUUCAAAUUCGACUUAUAUGAAAUCUAAUAAACUAUUAUUUUGAUA
Messenger RNA from Mangifera indica (mango), 844 nucleotides. RefSeq names its product SKP1-like protein 14. Gene Ontology annotation, cellular component: cytoplasm; nucleus. Gene Ontology annotation, biological process: SCF-dependent proteasomal ubiquitin-dependent protein catabolic process. Gene Ontology annotation, molecular function: cullin family protein binding. NCBI's taxonomy places the organism in Eukaryota, Viridiplantae, Streptophyta, Magnoliopsida, Sapindales, Anacardiaceae. Bases 89 to 622 code for a protein of 177 amino acids. The transcript has a single exon. The record is from RefSeq and is a predicted model, not a curated record.